This is a messenger RNA of Thlaspi arvense, 1045 nucleotides long. The record is from the annotation of a GenBank genome assembly. NCBI's taxonomy places the organism in Eukaryota, Viridiplantae, Streptophyta, Magnoliopsida, Brassicales, Brassicaceae.
CCCGGACCUUCGACCCGACCCAACUCGAUCGAACCCGCUGUUAUAUAAUCUUCCAACAGGUUCACAUUUCUCGAUAGGUCCCUGUUUCUUUCUUAUACCACACUCUUCUCAGUUCUCUCGCAUUGUAUAAGAAAGAUGAGCUCACAAAUCUGCAGAUCUGCUUCUAGAGCAGCUACGUCUCUUCUUUCUUCAUCUAAGAAUACUCGUUUCUUCUCCGAAGGCAGAGCCAUUGGUGCAGCAACAGUGGUUUAUGCGUCUGGAAAAGUCCCUCUGUAUGCAUCCAACUUUGGCAAAUCCGGUUCUGCCUUCGCCUCUAAGAAUUGGCUUACCCGACUCCUCGCUCUUCCUGCCGCAGCCUUCAUGCUCCAAGAUCAGGAAGUACUUGCUGCUGAAAUGGAACGCACUUUCAUCGCUAUCAAACCUGAUGGAGUUCAGCGAGGACUGAUAUCAGAAAUCAUUUCCCGGUUCGAACGCAAAGGGUUUAAGCUUGUUGGUAUCAAAAUCAUGGUUCCUUCAAAAGGUUUCGCUCAGAAGCAUUACCAUGCUCUGAAAGAAAGACCUUUCUUCAACGGCUUGUCUAACUUCCUUAGCUCAGGCCCUGUUAUUGCCAUGGUUUGGGAAGGUGAAGGAGUGAUUAGAUACGGACGUAAACUGAUUGGAGCCACUGAUCCUCAGAACUCUGAACCUGGAACUAUCCGAGGCGAUCUUGCGGUUGUUGUUGGAAGGAACAUUAUCCAUGGAAGUGACGGACCAGAGACAGCUAAAGACGAGAUUAGUCUGUGGUUUAAGCCUGAAGAACUCGUUUCUUACACUAACAAUGCUGAGAAGUGGAUCUACGGCCAGAACUGAACUAACCCUGUUUCUCUCUUUUCUUCAGCCGUUAGAUCAAAAAAGCAAAAACAAUCUGAAAUCAUUUUUUUUUUAAUUUUCCUAUGUCUUAUAAACAAUAAAAUGAUGUUACAGAAAAAAAACAAUAAUUACCGUUUUACGUGUAAAAAAGAGUUUGCUACUCUCUCUGAUAAUCUGUUAUGUUAAAUAUACCCAA